This is a messenger RNA of Xylaria bambusicola, 1131 nucleotides long. Its product is annotated as norsolorinic acid reductase. The coding region runs from base 1 to 1131 and encodes 376 amino acids. Lineage: Eukaryota; Fungi; Ascomycota; Sordariomycetes; Xylariales; Xylariaceae. The record is from RefSeq and is a predicted model, not a curated record. The transcript has 3 exons.
AUGUCUUUCCUGCCAACCGCCCCGCCCCCCAAGAGUCCCUUGGCUCGCUAUCGUAUCUUGUCUCCCACCGCAUCAGUUCGUGUGAGCCCGCUAUGCCUUGGUUCCAUGAACUUCGGCGACGCUUGGAAGGAAAAUAUGGGUGCUUGCGACAAGGACACCGUCUUCCAGAUCCUCGACUUUUUCUACGAUCAAGGAGGCAACUUUAUCGACACUUCCAGCAAUUACCAAUUUGAAGAGUCGGAGACCUGGAUUGGCGAGUGGAUGAAGAAACGUGGUGUUCGCGAUCAGAUGGUCAUUGCAACCAAGUACACAACAAAUUUCCGAGCAAAUCAUACCGAUGAGAUCUCAAUCAACUUCCAGGGAAACGGAACCAAGAGCAUGCACACAUCUGUCAGGCGAUCUCUGGAAAAGCUCCAGACUGAUUACAUCGACUUGCUGUACGUGCACUGGUGGGACUUCAGCACGUCCAUUCCCGAAGUUAUGCAGUCCUUGAAUCAGCUGGUGCUUUCCGGCAAGGUACUUUACUUGGGUGUCAGUGAUACACCAGCUUGGGUAGUCUCCAAGGCCAACGAAUAUGCUCGAAAUCACGGUCUACGCCAGUUUUCCGUGUACCAAGGACGUUGGUCUGCUGCUUCUCGCGAUUUUGAGCGAGAGAUUAUCCCCAUGGCCAAGGCAGAAGGAAUGGGGCUCGCACCAUGGGGCGCACUCGGUGGUGGCAAGUUCAAGACGGAAGAACAGCGGAAGAAGAAUGAAGGUCGUUCAUACCCCCCGACGGAAAUCGAGACGAAAGUCAGCAAGGCCCUCGAAACCGUGGCAAAGCGGAAGAGCACCAUUAUCACUAGCGUGGCUCAAGCCUACGUCAUGCACAAGACGCCUUAUGUCUUUCCCAUUGUUGGUGGGAGAACGCUGGACCACCUGAAAGCUAAUAUCGAGGCUCUGAAUCUCUCCCUUUCCGAGGACGACAUCCAAGAAAUCGAAUCCGCUGCUCCGUUCGACAUCGGAUUCCCGAUGAACUUUGCUUAUCGCGGAGACGCGAAGCAUCCGGGCGAAGUCUGGCUGCUCAACAUGGGAGGCAUUACAGACUACGUCCCUGAGCCGAAGCCUAUCGCCGCGAGAAAGACCGGGGAGUAG